AUGACCCGAACAAAAGUAUUGAACCCAAGAACUGAAGAGGCAAUCUCAAUUUGGGAAAAAGGUGUCUCGAAGGAGAAAGAUGGUUCUAUGUCGGAUGCAAUUAACUUUUAUAGAAGAGCUCUGAAAUUAGAUGAGAAUGUUGAGAAGAUUUAUAGAAAGAAACUGUAUGACGAAUGGAAUGCUCUAAUGCAAAUGAAAAAAUUGUCCCUUUCCUCAAGUGAGGAAACUGAAAUUAAGGUUGCAAAAAUGGAAGAACUGGAGGACAUUGAAGAUGUCGACGAGUCAAUAUUGCCUUGUUGGAUACUGGAUAUGUUGCCCAAUGAUAUAUUGCUUAAGAUUGUUGGGCAUGUGGUGUUUCUAUCCGGUGAGUCUUGGGUCAACUUAUCGUUAACCUGUUCAAGAUUCAACGAUCUCUGCUUUCGUACUUCAACACCUUAUAAGGCAUUCAAGGACUAUAUAUAUCCUAAACAAGUUUACGAUAAUGAGGCAAUGUAUCUGAAUGGCAUUAGUACUUUUUCCGUUCUUGAAAAGGAACUGUGGGGUGAUGACUAUGCAAAGAUGAUCAAAGAUCGUCCAUUUAUCAAGUUUGAGGGUGUGUACAUUAGUGUCGUGAAUUAUUUGAGAUACGGUUCAAAUGAAGAAGGGUCUUUCACUUUAUUGAAUCCGAUCCAAAUGAUAACAUAUUAUAGAUAUUAUAGAUUUUACGAAGAUGGUAAAGUUUUAAGAUUGCUAACCACAGAUGAACCGCAACAGAUCGUUAAAACUUUUUCAAGAGAAACUCAACCUCGUGAAGCAGAUCUAUGUAGCUGGAAUAUUGGUUUUGAUAAUAAUUUUGGAAGGCUACAAGUAUCGAGAUCCAAUGACAAAUAUAUAUUUGUUGAGACAUUAGAAAUCAAAAAUCAAGGUCAUAGGAUACAUCAUCGACUCAAAUGGAUAAGUUCCACAGUUGAAGAUAAUGAAGGGCAUGUCUCAGAAUGUUCGUUAAAGAAUGAAAAGGCUUUUUUCUUUUCUAGAGUCAAAUCUUUUGCAACUAAAGAUUCCUGA
Messenger RNA from Kazachstania africana CBS 2517, 1044 nucleotides. It is a transcript of the gene HRT3, whose product is annotated as SCF ubiquitin ligase complex subunit HRT3. NCBI's taxonomy places the organism in Eukaryota, Fungi, Ascomycota, Saccharomycetes, Saccharomycetales, Saccharomycetaceae. The transcript has a single exon. Bases 1 to 1044 code for a protein of 347 amino acids. Gene Ontology annotation, molecular function: protein binding. The record is from RefSeq and is a predicted model, not a curated record.